CACCGCCUUCUUUUUGCUCUCUUCUUCUUCGUCUUCUUCUUCUUGUUCUGCUUCUUCUUCUCUCCAUCUCCCGUUUCAAGUCAUUUAAACGGGGGAGAGAAACAUAGAUCGAUCCACUCUAAACGGCGUCGUUAUAUAUUGAAACUGUGUCGUUUUCAAAUCUGUGAGGCGGUGUCGUUUUGGGUCUGGUCGUGGUGAGAUCCGAUGGCGAGAGCCAGAUCGUCGGCGAGCAGAUGGAGGUAUUGCAAUCCCUCGUACUAUCUGAAGCGGCCGAAGCGUCUGGCCCUUCUGUUCAUCGCCUUCGUCUGCGUCAGUUUCUUGGUCUGGGAUCGUCAGACUCUGGUCAGAGAACAGGAGAUUGAGGUUGCCAGCCUAAAAGCAGAAUUGACCCAUUUGCAAGAUUUGCUGGAUGAAUUGAAGAGUAUUGGAGGAAAUGCUGGUGUCAGUGGCAGAAAUGGUAAAUCCUCCAAGAAAAGUACUGUUCCAGAUGACCCCAUAGACAUUCAGCGAAGAGAGAAAGUAAAAGAUGCUAUGCUUCAUGCAUGGAGUUCAUAUGAGAAGUAUGCGUGGGGACAAGAUGAACUUCAGCCACAAUCCAAGAAUGGUGUCAAUAGUUUUGGAGGUCUUGGAGCAACAUUAAUAGAUUCUCUUGAUACAUUAUAUAUAAUGGGACUAGAUGAGCAGUUCCAAAGAGCUAGAGAGUGGGUUGCAAACUCAUUGGAUUUCAACAAGAAUUAUGAGGCUAGUGUUUUUGAGACGACCAUAAGAGUUGUGGGUGGACUACUUAGUGCAUAUGAUCUCUCAGAGGACAAACUUUUCCUUGAAAAAGCUAGAGAUAUUGCAGAUAGGUUGCUGCCUGCCUGGAAUACGCCUUCUGGGAUACCCUAUAACAUUAUUAACUUGGCACAUGGAAAUGCACAUAACCCUGGAUGGACUGGAGGUGACAGUAUCCUAGCAGAUUCCGGCACAGAGCAGCUGGAGUUUAUUGCCCUUUCUCAAAGGACUGGUGAUCCAAAGUAUCAGAAAAAGGUUGAGAAUGUUAUCAUUGAGCUUAAUAAAACAUUUCCUGCUGAUGGUUUACUUCCCAUAUAUAUUAAUCCUCAUAGAGGAACAUCAUCUUACUCGACCAUAACCUUUGGAGCCAUGGGUGACAGCUUUUAUGAAUAUUUACUCAAAGUUUGGAUACAAGGAAAUAAAACUGCUGCUGUGAAGCAUUAUAGAGAAAUGUGGGAGACAUCUAUGAAAGGUCUGUUAAGCUUGGUCCGAAGAACAACACCAUCAUCUUUCACAUAUAUAUGUGAGAAAAAUGGGGAUUCUCUGCAUGACAAGAUGGAUGAAUUAGCAUGCUUUGCCCCAGGAAUGAUUGCUUUAGGAUCACUUGGUUAUGGUCCUGAAGAAUCUCAGAAAUUCCUAUCCCUUGCCGAAGAGCUUGCCUGGACAUGCUAUAAUUUCUACCAGUCAACACCAACAAAAUUGGCUGGAGAGAACUAUUUCUUCCACUCUGGGCAGGAUAUGAGUGUGGGUACAUCAUGGAACAUAUUGAGGCCCGAGACGGUUGAAUCACUGUUUUACCUCUGGCGUUUAACUGGCAACAAGACAUACCAAGAGUGGGGUUGGAACAUAUUUCAAGCAUUUGAAAAGAACUCCCGCAUAGAGUCAGGAUACGUUGGACUGAAGGAUGUAAAUAGCGGCGUCAAAGACAAUAUGAUGCAAAGCUUCUUCCUUGCUGAGACACUCGAAUAUCUCUAUCUUCUUUUCUCACCUUCGUCAGUCAUUUCAUUAGAUGAGUGGGUUUUCAACACCGAAGCCCACCCAAUAAGAAUCAUGACUCGUCAUGACAAUGGAGAGAACCUUGGAGGAUCAGAUGGACAACAGAAACAAUUCUAUAGGUUGCGUGGCCGGAAGGAAGGUCGGCGAGUUGAUGAUUAGGAUUCUUUUCCUCUUUUAGAAAUUUUUUGGCGGAGCCACUUUCCAAAUUUUCAGGCUCUAAUUAGCUGAAGAGUCAAGGAGUUCAAUACCAUAGCUUUUGAAAAUCAACCAAGGGCCUCCUACAUUCGGCUCAAUAAUGUUGGCCCUAGUUCCACUCAAUCUGGGCUUGUGAGGAAUGUUGUAUUCUAGUAAAGCUACAGUGCCCUUUAUUAUGAAAGCCAUCGGUAUGUAACAUAGGGUAUAGACUAUUUUGCUUAGUUUUAUUAUUUGAAGGGGUUUAUUCGGAUGAGUUCUACAAUUUCAUCUGAUUUUCUGAUACCGUGUGUAAUUCUCAUGCUUUUGGGCGGUUAUUAAAGGGUUUAUUACUCUUUUAACGCAUUAGGAUUCAGUCGUUAAAGCUCAUAUAGGAGCAUGCUCAGACGGGCUAGAUAUUGUAAUUGAAGAAGGCUUGGCUUGAACCGUGUAUGCUCUCUUGUACUCCUUGUUUCUUCGCAAUUAAAUGAUAGUUUUCUUUGCCUGCCUUGGCAUUUA
Messenger RNA from Vitis riparia (riverbank grape), 2460 nucleotides. Its product is annotated as mannosyl-oligosaccharide 1,2-alpha-mannosidase MNS1-like. Gene Ontology annotation, biological process: N-glycan processing; carbohydrate metabolic process. Gene Ontology annotation, cellular component: endoplasmic reticulum; Golgi membrane. The record is from RefSeq and is a predicted model, not a curated record. Gene Ontology annotation, molecular function: mannosyl-oligosaccharide 1,2-alpha-mannosidase activity; calcium ion binding. Bases 205 to 1929 code for a protein of 574 amino acids. NCBI's taxonomy places the organism in Eukaryota, Viridiplantae, Streptophyta, Magnoliopsida, Vitales, Vitaceae. The transcript is spliced from 14 exons.